This is a messenger RNA of Centruroides sculpturatus (bark scorpion), 1519 nucleotides long. It is a transcript of the gene Tap42, whose product is annotated as immunoglobulin-binding protein 1-like. Gene Ontology annotation, biological process: regulation of dephosphorylation; regulation of signal transduction. Gene Ontology annotation, molecular function: protein phosphatase 2A binding. Bases 127 to 1449 code for a protein of 440 amino acids. The transcript is spliced from 10 exons. Lineage: Eukaryota; Metazoa; Arthropoda; Arachnida; Scorpiones; Buthidae. Gene Ontology annotation, cellular component: cytosol. The record is from RefSeq and is a predicted model, not a curated record.
ACAUUCAAAUAAAGAUUUUGCAACGUUCGAAUAAAAGAAUAAACCGAUAAUUUGUAUAUCAGAAUUAAAAGAAAAAUCGAAGUUUGGGAAAGAGAACUCGAAAUUACUGAACACAAGACGAAAGCAAUGGAAAAAUUUCAAGUUGGAGAUGGUCAUGUAAAUGAAUUGGAAGAGAAGAUUUCCGAGGAUCAAGAAUUAAAACAUAUUGAAAAUAUGGAAGAAGAUUCAGAGUUAACAUCAGAACACGAAUCUGAAUUACUUCUGAACGAUUUGAAGAAUAAAAGUGAUUACUUUGAAAUUACGUAUCAAAGUAAUUUCAAAUCGAUUAUGGAAGAUAUUUACAGUUUAAAGAAAAUAGUAAAUUCACUUAUUGAAAUGAUUGAAAAUGGUGAUUUUUCAAACUUGUUUGAACUCGAUGAAGGUCGCGCGAACGACAAAAUGGAUGUCGGAGAAGAAUCGAUUCGUCUGUCCGAAGCGUUCGACAAGGCUUUCUCCUCCAUUUCUCGUCUAGAAUCGAGUCGUGAUCCCACCGGUUCGAAGCAAUAUCAAAAUAGCUUAAAAGAAAUUAAAAAUUUAUUAGAAGAAGCUACACACAUGGUGAAUCAAAUAGGAAUAUUUAGCAAAAAUGAAGACAUUGAAGAAAUUCCUACAGCUGAUAUUAAAUAUUUGUUAUUACCAGCUCUUUUGGGAAGCGUGGUCACAAAAUGCAUGUGUGCUAAUCGUAAUGAAAUAUUGGAUAUUUCUGAGAUAUAUUUCAAAGAUUUCUUGAAACGAUGCAAAGAAUAUGGCAUAACAGAUGUAAUAAUUCCCGAUUCGUCAGAAUUCUCCAAAGACUUAUCAAAUAACGACGUUGAAUAUGCUCUGUUAAAACGACAGGAAAAAAUCACUCGCUACAAGCUUCAGAAAGAAAUGGAAAAGAAAAUUGAUAAUUUGAGAGUGUCUAUGGAGCAAUUAAAUGUUGAUGAAGAAAUUAAGAGGGAAUACUAUUUACUCUUAAUUAAAAAAUGGAUAGACACAUCUUUAGAAGAAUUGACAAGUAUUUAUAAUGAAAAACUUAUCUUGAAACAAAUGCCAUUAUUAAAAGAUCAAAAAUCUAAAGUUACGGAAGAAGUUUCUAAGAAGCCUUUGAAACCUGUCAUCAUCACAAGAAAUGAAUUACAGAAGAAAGUGUUUGGACUCGGCUAUCCGAGCAUUCCUAUAAUGACCGUUGACGAAUUCUAUGAUCAGAAAUAUGGUGAAGGAGGUCAAAAUAUGCCCUCGUCCAAGAAUAGUCUUCAGCAAAUGGCAGAGAAUCCCAAAUUAGCACAAACAGAAAAAGAAAAGGAGGAAGAGGAGGAGGAAAGAAAACUUGACAACGAUGAUUCGGAUGCUUUGAAGAAAGCUAGAGAAUGGGACGAUUGGAAAGACGAUCAUCGUCGCGGAUGUGGUAACAGAAAGAAUAUGGGAUGAGUGAAAGACGACCUAUUUCUACCGCUUUUUGUAUUUAAUUGUAAAUAAAUAAAUCUUCUUUGAAUAUUUA